AAGAGAAGAAACGUGCAAAAACCAGUAAACUACCUACUCUCUCACAAACAAUCCCAAAAAAUAACUGUAACAAAAAGUAGGAAAGUCUCUUAUCGGUGGAACAAGCAAAAUAUUCCCCCUCUUGAUGCCGUGAUUCUAAUUGCCAACAAUUUGUUUGUGUGUUUUUUAUUAGUAAUUACCGCACUUGUUUGUGAUUUUUUCUUUUCUCCUUGUUCUAUCUCCGUGGAGGUUGUUCAACGGCCGUUUGUGUCACAUUUAGGUACCAACCUAUUAGAAAAUCCAAUUUUUCACUGUAUAUAAUAUUUUGCGUGUCAAGUAUGUGUCUUCAUGAAAGUUCUUUACUGGGGUGGGCGAUUUGGCAAAAGGGCCAUGGUUAAAUUUCUCGUAUUUGCAGUGGGCAUUAUUUUAUUGAAUGUCUGAGGGAGCUUCUUCAAAUGGAUCUUGAAACUGGGUUUUAUCAGAAUCGGGUAAAGAAAGAGUCUUGGCGAACAGUAUUGACAUUGGCUUAUCAGAGCCUGGGCGUUGUAUAUGGAGAUUUAAGUACAUCACCGCUGUAUGUGUACAAGAACACUUUUGCAGAGGACAUUAUACAUUCUGAGACAAAUGAGGAGAUAUUUGGAGUUUUCUCCUUUGUAUUUUGGACAUUAACUUUGGUCCCUCUGUUGAAAUAUGUGUUUAUUGUGCUGAGAGCUGAUGAUAAUGGUGAAGGAGGCACAUUUGCUCUAUAUUCACUGUUGUGUAGGCAUGCCAAAGUAAAUUCAUUGCCUAGUUUUCAGUCAGCGGACGAGGAUUUGUCAGCAUACAAGAAGGAUAUAAAAAGUCCCGAGCCAUCGACUUUCGGAGCAAGGCUCAAGUCCAGUCUGGAAAAAUACAGAGUUUUGCAAAGAUUUUUGCUUGUUUUAGCUCUUCUUGGAGCUUGUAUGGUGAUUGGUGAUGGUAUCUUGACUCCUGCAAUUUCUGUUUUCUCGGCGGUUUCUGGUGUUGAGCUUGCCAUGGAAAAGGAGCAUCACAAAUAUGUCGAGGUUCCUGUUGCAUGUAUAAUACUGAUAGCCUUAUUUGCCCUUCAACAUUAUGGCACUCACAGGGUUGGGUUUUUGUUUGCACCUGUAGUCAUAACAUGGCUUUUGUGCAUUAGUGCUAUUGGUCUGUACAAUAUUUUCCGAUGGAACCCUCACGUAUAUAAAGCUCUGUCCCCGUAUUACAUGUACAAAUUUUUAAGGAAGACCCAAAGAGGAGGUUGGAUGUCUUUGGGAGGAAUUCUGUUGUGCAUAACAGGUUCAGAAGCAAUGUUUGCUGAUCUUGGGCACUUCUCUCAGCUUUCAAUUAAGAUAGCCUUCACGUCCAUCGUAUACCCAUCUUUGAUCCUUGCAUACAUGGGGCAAGCUGCCUAUCUCUCACAACACCACAACAUUCAAGAAUAUUAUAGUGUCGGGUUUUACGUCUCGGUACCUGAGAAAUUAAGAUGGCCUGUUCUAGUGAUUGCCAUCAUGGCCGCCGUUGUCGGGAGCCAAGCCAUUAUCACCGGAACAUUUUCCAUCAUAAAGCAGUGCUCUGCUCUGGGAUGCUUUCCGAGAGUGAAAAUCGUUCACACAUCCUCCAAAAUACACGGUCAGAUUUACAUCCCGGAAAUCAACUGGAUCUUGAUGUUCCUCUGCCUUGCUGUCACUAUCGGCUUCCGAGACACCAAGCGCAUGGGCAACGCUUCAGGGCUUGCAGUAAUAACCGUGAUGCUAGUGACAACGUGCCUGAUGUCUUUGGUAAUCGUCCUCUGCUGGCAUCGAAACAUCGCCAUCGCCAUCUGUUUCGUCCUUUUCUUCGGCUCGUUCGAGGCCCUCUACUUCUCGGCCUCCCUCGUGAAGUUUCUAGAAGGCGCGUGGGUCCCGAUUGCCAUCUCCUUGGCGGCCAUGGCCACUAUGUCCCUCGGAAUUGUCCGUGUCCGCGGCAUCGGGCUCAUCCACACGGACCUUGUCUCGGGAAUUCCCGCCAUUUUCUCCCAUUUCGUCACGAAUCUCCCGGCCUUCCACCAAGUGCUCGUUUUCUUGUGCGUCAAGUCGGUUCCCAUCCCUCAUGUUCGGGCCGAAGAGCGGUUUUUGGUCGGGCGGGUCGGGAAGAGAGAGCACCGGAUUUACCGGUGCAUUGUCCGGUAUGGAUAUAGGGAUAUGCAUAAAGACGACUUGGAAUUUGAGAAUGAUCUCAUUUGUAGUAUUGCGGAGUAUAUUCGGGCUGGGCCGGGCCGGGAUGGGCCCGAGGAGGAGGAGGAGGGGGAUUUGGUGGUGGUGGGGACGUCCUCAAGUUAUGGGGAUGGGGUGAGAGUGGACGAGGGAAAUGGGGUGGGCCCGUCGGUUAGGAAGAAAGUGAGAUUUGUGAUACCUGAGGGCCCGAAGAUGGAUUUGGGGGCCCGGGAAGAGUUGAGGGAGCUGAUGGAGGGAAGGGAGGCGGGGAUGGCGUAUAUUUUGGGGCACUCGUACGUGAGGGCUAAGGCGGGGUCGAGUUGGGUGAAGAAGAUUGUGAUAAAUUUG
Molecule: messenger RNA, 2519 nt
Organism: Striga asiatica
Lineage: Eukaryota; Viridiplantae; Streptophyta; Magnoliopsida; Lamiales; Orobanchaceae
Source: the annotation of a GenBank genome assembly